GUUUUGUGUGUAGGUGACGUAAUAUUAAUACGGGUAAGUUAAUUGUUUAUUGGAUUUCAAUUAGUUUUUCCAAAAAUAACCUUUUUGAUGACGUAAUGAUGAUGAGUAUGAAGGGGAAGGCCCAACAGUGGGUGAACUAUGGUGAUAUGACAAUUGUAACGACACAUCUAAGUAAUAUAACCGUCUGGUGGUUUUAUAAAGAUAUCUACAAUUAAUUUCUACUUUCCUAGUAACUGAUGUUGAAGUAGACUAAGUCGAAGGAUUAGAUGUUUCAAUGGAAAAUGAAGAGAUAAAAUAAUUUCAAACGGUUUGUGGUUUUGCAUGAAUACUAGUUCCAAAGGAAGGUAAGUAGAAGCCUUACAAUAUAAUACAAAAUUAUGUGUUUUUCCAACCACAACUUUAAGGUAAAACCAAACUGCUACUUGUUGAAACAGGUUAAUUCACUUCUUCGUAGGUUUACUUAUCUAUAAUAGGCUAAUUAACUAAAUUUGAAAAAUUGGUUUAAAAUAUACUUUGAUGUUUAUUUUACCCCAAAAACCCUAUAUUUUUGAAAAAUAGCGUUAUUCACAAUAAGUAUUUUGCAUUUAAAAAAACCAAUUCAAAUUAUCCUCUAAAACGCUUAAGACUGUCAUGGCGUCUUGGAUGACGUCACGCCUUGGCAAACAAGUGUGUUUGUAUACAGAGAACGGAGAGUAUCAGUGUUUUAUUUAUUGAAAAAUGAAUCCCUCGUAUUACAAGAACUGUGUAGUGCCCCAGUGUACAAGCACAAGCAUAAAUACGCCAAACAAAUUAUUUAUAUAUGUUCCAAACGAUGUAAAAAUACGAAGAAAGUGGCUAACUCUAGCAAGAAGGGAUGAUGCUCAUUCUUUAUCAACAAAAUCGAGAAUGUAUUUUUGUGAAGAUCAUUUCGAUUUGCCGAAUGAUAUGCUUAAUUAUACCGAGUAUCGUGUUAUGGGAAGAGUAUCACAAGUGCGCAUGAAACCAGGUUGUACUCCAAGUAAAUUUGAAUGUCAAGAAGAUAGAAGAAAACGAACAUGUAGCAGCACAGAACGACCAUACAUAGUAAAAAAACAAAGAAUUACGACAAUAGCAGAGUGUCUUAAUGAAUUAGAUAAAAGUUGUAUUCCAAGUUCGUCUCUCGAAGAUACUCCUCAAACAAGUUCAGAUUUCCAAACAGUUGAACAAAAUGAGCCAGAAGUUACAUGUGAGCAUAAAGUAGAAAAAUCAGUUCAAGCAUGUAUAACGCAGAAAUUCAGAAGUAAAGCUGUCCAGAUCAAUAUCAAAACAAAAGACCAGGCAUCAUCACCCUUGAAGCCAUCAAUAAUAUCUAGUUCCACAUCCCCGUUUAAAGCUGAGAUCAUCAAAAAAACAUAUCCUUCUGUCUCCAAUCUAAACAAAGUUACAAGAACUGUAUUGAAUAAAGAAGAGCACUCUGAUAGUGAUAUAUCUUUAUAUACACCAUCUGUUGCCAUCCACAGUUGUUCGUCAUCUGUGCAAUCAUUACAAGUUCAAUCAUCUUCUGACUGUAGUGAAUUAAUUGCAGAAGACAGAAGACUAGAAGUUGAUAAGACACUGUUGCACACAAUUGGAAAAAUUGAAAAGAAACCUCGAAUAUACAUUGGUGUUCCGAGCAGUUGUUACUACUUAAUUGACAUACUAAAAGCUGAAUUAAAUAUUCCUAAACAUCAUAUAUUGCUAUGUUUAAAUAAGAUACGUUUGGAUGUUAAAUUUAAUCAGCUCACAGAUGAUUAUGGAAUGACUCCAGCAGGUUUAAGCAAGAUAUUUUUAAAAAAUAUACCUCUGAUAGCUAGCUUUAUGCGUCCUUUUAUUGUGGAGCUAGACAGGGAUAUAAUUAAAAGGACCUUACCUAUGGCAUUCAGGCACAAAUAUUAUAAUGUAAGUUGCAUUAUCGACUGCCUUGAAAUUGAGAUCCAAAAGCCAUCUAAGGCAAUAAACCAAGCUCUGACAUGGUCUGAAUAUAAAAAAACAAAUACCAUAAAAUAUUUAAUAUCAUGCACACCAAAUGGAUUGGUUAAUUAUAUUUCUCCUGGAUUUGGAGGCAGGACAACUGACACAUGUGUAGUGGAAUCAUGUGACUUUGUGAAAUCAUUAAAAAGUGGUAUGGUUGUUAUGGCAGACAGGGGCUUUAAGCAUGUAGAGCAGUAUCUCAAAAAAUCAAAUAUUACAUUAGUAAGGCCUCCAAGCGUUGAAACAGGAGUGAAAAUGAGCAAAAGUCAAGCAAAGCUAACCAAACAGAUAGCCAGCUUGAGAAUACAUGUAGAAAGAGUUAUUCGGCGCUUACGUGAAUUUUAUAUGCUUAAACCACAUGCAUGUGUUAAUUUAAAACAUGUAAAAAUACUCGAUGACAUAGUAAUCAUAGCCUGUGCUUUAAUUAAUUUGCAAGAUUCUUUAGUAAAAUAAAACAAAAUUUCAAA
Molecule: messenger RNA, 2435 nt
Organism: Spodoptera frugiperda (fall armyworm)
Lineage: Eukaryota; Metazoa; Arthropoda; Insecta; Lepidoptera; Noctuidae
Exons: 3
Coding region: 718-2421 (567 amino acids)
Source: RefSeq, a predicted model, not a curated record